AUGCAUGAUGAGAGUGGUUGCGCAAACUACAAUGGAGAGGCCGCACUGCAGUUGUCGGCCGGGCUAGUACCCAAGCUGAAGCAUGUUUGUAUGUGGGAAAAUAUAAGAAUUCCAUCUAGAGAAAUCACACGACAGAAGCCCAUACGGCCACAAUGGCAGGGCCUUCAUCCUCAGUCAGACAGCGAAUGGCGCGAGAUGCCCCAAACUAAAGAUGCAAUUCAGGGUCUUGCUAUCCAUGCCUUCCUACCACUAACGCUUAAACGCACUGGGUAUCGUGAGGAAGACGGGCAAAAUGCCCCUUGCAUCCGUAUGUUACCUUUGAACGACGGAAAAGAUCAAGAAGCGAUGGCAAUCACCAUGCGCCAAGUGCUCAUCAACGCUGCUGUAUAUGAGAGUCUCGCGCAAUCCAUCUUUCAACAAAUGCCGGUAACUCAUACUUUGGUCGAAGUCGGCUUACCUCCAAAGCUGGAUUUCGCAUUCUUGCAUGGAUGGGGAGAAGCUGGGUAUGCAGGCGUGACCCUCGAGGCACACCAGACUCUGCAAGGACAAGCUGCCUAA
Bipolaris oryzae ATCC 44560 is the source of this 558-nucleotide messenger RNA. RefSeq lists its product as uncharacterized. Bases 1 to 558 code for a protein of 185 amino acids. NCBI's taxonomy places the organism in Eukaryota, Fungi, Ascomycota, Dothideomycetes, Pleosporales, Pleosporaceae. The transcript is spliced from 3 exons. The record is from RefSeq and is a predicted model, not a curated record.